AUGGCCACUGCCGUCACGGCCGCCUUUGCGGGCCUGUCGCUCGCAAAGGAGGAGCCGACGUCGCUGCAGGUGGGCGUGAAGCGCUCGGUGCCGGCGCACGAGUGCCCCAUCAAGUCGCAGGGCGGCGACAAGCUCAGCAUGCACUACACCGGCACCCUCUGGGACGGCAAGAAGUUUGACUCGUCCCUCGACCGGGGGCAGCCGUUUGAGUUUACCAUUGGCGUCGGACAGGUCAUCAAGGGCUGGGACCAGGGCCUGCUCGACAUGUGCGUGGGCGAGAAGCGGAAGCUGCAGAUUCCCUCGGAGCUGGGCUACGGAAAGCGGGGCGCAGGCGGCGCCAUUCCUCCCGAUGCGACGCUCGUCUUUGAAGUCGAGCUGCUCGACAUUGACGGACCUCGCGCCAGUGCACUCAAGAAGAGACAUGAGGAGCUGUAG
Messenger RNA from Acaromyces ingoldii, 435 nucleotides. RefSeq lists its product as hypothetical. The record is from RefSeq and is a predicted model, not a curated record. Gene Ontology annotation, biological process: protein peptidyl-prolyl isomerization. The transcript is spliced from 3 exons. Gene Ontology annotation, molecular function: peptidyl-prolyl cis-trans isomerase activity. Bases 1 to 435 code for a protein of 144 amino acids. NCBI's taxonomy places the organism in Eukaryota, Fungi, Basidiomycota, Exobasidiomycetes, Exobasidiales, Cryptobasidiaceae.